Messenger RNA from Pistacia vera, 1772 nucleotides. RefSeq names its product 7-deoxyloganetic acid glucosyltransferase-like. The transcript is spliced from 2 exons. The coding region runs from base 1 to 1428 and encodes 475 amino acids. Gene Ontology annotation, molecular function: UDP-glycosyltransferase activity. Lineage: Eukaryota; Viridiplantae; Streptophyta; Magnoliopsida; Sapindales; Anacardiaceae. The record is from RefSeq and is a predicted model, not a curated record.
AUGGAAGAAAAGUCACACUCUCCUCAUGUAGUGAUCUUUCCUUUCCCGUUCCAAGGCCAUAUAAACCCCAUGUUGCAGCUUGCCCAGCACCUAUGCCUAGCAGGCCUCUAUAUCACCUUUCUAAACUCCGGCCACAACCACAAACGCCUCCUCCGUUACACUGAUAUUCAAGCCCGUUUUGCUCAGUAUCCUGGAUUCCACUUCAAGACCUUCUCCGAUGGUCUCCCAGAUGAUCACCCACGAACAAUCGACCGUGGGACGGAGAUUUUUGAUUCCUUGAAUUCAAGUUCCAGGAAAGCUCUGGAAGAGAUGCUGAUUGAUCUUAGGCCGCCAGUGAGCUGCAUCAUCGGUGAUCCAGUUUUGGGGUUUGUCAGUGACGUAGCUAAGGAGCUUAAAAUUCCACUCAUACAUUUCUAUAUUGCAAGUGCUUGUUCCUACUGGACAAGUUUAUGUACUCCUGAUAUUAUCGAAGCAGGGGAGCUACCUUUGAAAGGAUACGAAGACUUGGAUAGUCUGAUAACAACAGUGCCAGGCAUGGAAACUUUUCUCCGCGGCCGAGAUCUCCCCAGCCUUUGCCGACCCAAUGACAUAAACGACCUGAUCUUCCAACAGUUUAUGGAUUGGAUUCUGAAGUCCAGUGAAGCCAAUGCUCUGAUACUCAACACUUUUGAAGACUUAGAAGCGCCUAUACUAUCACAUAUACACACUAAGUACCCCAAAAUCUACGCCAUUGGACCUCUCCAUUUGCACCUUCAAACCAAAGUCUCCUCCCCGAAUAGCAUAAUGCCAUCUCAAUCUUCAAACAGUCUCUGGGAAGUAGAUAAAAGUUGCAUGGCAUGGCUUGAUAGACAGCCUCCGCAAUCUGUAGUCUACGUGAGCUUCGGCAGUCUUGUGUUAUUAACAAGAGAACAGUUCAUGGAGUUCUGGUAUGGCCUUGUUAACAGUAAACAGAGGUUUUUGUGGGUUAUUAGGCCGGAUUUUGUUGCCAUAGAUGAGGGUGAAAGGCCAAGGGAGCUUGAGGAGGGGACGAAGGAGAGAGGAUAUAUUGUAAGUUGGGCUCCACAAGAGGAGGUCUUGGCCCACAAAUCUGUGGGUGGGUUCAUGACCCAUAAUGGCUGGAACUCAACUAUAGAGAGUUUAGUAGCCCGGGUUCCCAUGAUUUGUUGGCCAUGUUUUUUCGAUCAACAGGUGAAUAGUAGGUUUGUGAGUGAGGUGUGGAAAAUUGGGGUUGAUAUGAAAGAUGUGUGUGAUAGAAAGAUUGUUGAGAAGAUGAUUUAUGAAGUGAUGGUGGAGCGGAGAGAGGAGUUUGUGAAAUCAAUAGACAGGAUGGCUAUGUUGGCAAAGAUGUGCGUCAGUGAUGGUGGGUCUUCAUCUAGUAAUUUGAACCAUUUGAUAGAAGAUCUACGCUUGAUGGUUUUGGACGAAUAAAGUAAUGGUAAUAUUACACUUACAAUUCAAUCUCAUAGAUUAUCUCUCAUAAUUUCGGCUUAGCAGUUUGUAAAUAGGUUUUGUCCGUCCAUUUGCAAACUGUCAUGUUAGAGUUGUGAGAAAAAAUUUAUAAGAUUAGGUUGUGAGUCAAUCCUUAUCUUAAAGUAAUUGAAAUCUACUGUAUAGUUUCUACUUUCGCUAGUGAAAGUGUCAAUGAAUGUGAACCCUCCAAACAGAAGUUUGGACCAUGUAAUAAAUGACAAAGAUUGAUCAUAUCAACCUCUAUUGAUAAAUAACAGAGGAUGAGAAUUGUUGACUAUAUACGCAAUAAUGUUAAAUAAAAA